AUGGCGGGUACUAUAGCAAAGCAAUAUACGCGCGCCCUCGCCCUGUGGCCCAAGGAUGCCCUGCGCCCCAAUCUACCCUUCACCCGCGCAAUCGAGCACCAUGGCCAGCCCUUUGGCGUACAACCCAUCACUCCCACCCCAGAAGAAGGCGCAAAACCCCAGGCCCCCGCAGCAACAACCCCCGCCGCAUCUUCACCACCUGAAAACCCCAAAUUCGAGCAGGCCCAAGUAAACGCCUUGUAUUCGCUACUCGAAAACCGCUACAGCACAAAGUAUGCGCUGUCACCUGGUGUGCUGAAGCCAAAGUCUGCACCAGAGCACUACACAAAGCUGAUGGAGGAAAUCGAGCGCGCACCCAAGAAGACGUGGUGGGAGGCCAAGGUGGAUGAGUGGAAGAGCAAGAUUCGGUGGUCAUGA
This is a messenger RNA of Pyrenophora tritici-repentis Pt-1C-BFP, 417 nucleotides long. Its product is annotated as PAT1 domain containing protein. Gene Ontology annotation, cellular component: Cbp3p-Cbp6 complex; mitochondrion. NCBI's taxonomy places the organism in Eukaryota, Fungi, Ascomycota, Dothideomycetes, Pleosporales, Pleosporaceae. Gene Ontology annotation, molecular function: ribosome binding. The record is from RefSeq and is a predicted model, not a curated record. Gene Ontology annotation, biological process: mitochondrial respiratory chain complex III assembly.